Messenger RNA from Metarhizium robertsii ARSEF 23, 1503 nucleotides. RefSeq names its product zinc finger domain-containing protein. Gene Ontology annotation, cellular component: nucleus. Lineage: Eukaryota; Fungi; Ascomycota; Sordariomycetes; Hypocreales; Clavicipitaceae. Bases 1 to 1503 code for a protein of 500 amino acids. Gene Ontology annotation, molecular function: zinc ion binding. The record is from RefSeq and is a predicted model, not a curated record. The transcript has 3 exons.
AUGAACGCGACGAAGCGCAAGUUUAAGGAUUUGCUUCAAGGUCUAAGCAGCCCUGGCCCAACUUCUCCCGACAAAGAAGUCGACAAGAUGAGCAGUAGUCCUCGAUAUGGCACCGGUACGGCAAGCAAUGAUACGAUUCUUCAGAAACGAAGGCGAUUAGGAUUUCCCGAAUCGAUGACUCCCACGCUAUAUAGCCCAUCGCACACCACCACAUUUUCCAAUGUGGUGCUCAGGAAAUCUAGUUCGCAACUAAAUAGCAAGGCAACGAGCCAUAGUCCAGCCAAAUACUGCCCCGGGGACAGAGAUGAGUUGCUCAAACGGUUGGCAACAUUCCAGGAAAUCACGGAUUGGACACCAAAGCCUGACAAGGUCAACGAAAUAGAAUGGGCGAAACGAGGAUGGAUAUGUCAGGGGAAGGAGAAGGUUCGAUGUGUAUUAUGCCACAAAGAGCUCGUGGUGAAGCUGAAUCGGAAGGAAGAGGAGGGUAAAGAGGUGCCAGUAUUGGUAUCUUCUGAGAUCGCGGAGGCAUUGGUGGAUAAAUACUCCGACCUUAUUGUAUCAUCGCAUCAGCAAGACUGCUUGUGGCGGAAGCGUGGUUGUGAGGACUCUUUAAUUCGCCUCUCAUUCUCAAAUGCGUCGACAACGCUGGCCCAGCUACGGCAACGGUAUGAUGAACUGUGUGCCAGGUCUCCUUUUCUUCCAUACGAAUUCAACCUACGCCUUCCAGAUGAAGUUGACAUCGACAAUGUCCUCUCUCAACUUCCGCCCGACUUCUUUUCUGAGCCCCCACCGGUUGUCGACAAGUCUGGGGCAGUGGCCACCGACAAGCCGCCCAACAGAGCUGCGCUGGCGCUGGCAUUGAUGGGUUGGCAGGGUCUUACAAAUUCGCGUAUAGGGCCGGUGCCCAACUCAGCAUCGUGCCACACCUGCUUGCGAAGGUUAGGACUGUGGAUGUUUAAGAGCAAGGAAGUCGAUGAAGGGGGCCAAGUUGUAGUGCCGGCCCCAAUGGAUCACUUGGAUCCGCUCCGAGAACACCGUUUCUUUUGCCCUUGGAAGAAUCCGCAAGCUCAAAGUCGAGGUGGUGUUAUGUCUAAUGGAAAGGACAGUCUGACAGGCUGGAGGACCUUGGUCCAGACUAUAAAGAACGAAUCAGACUUGCGAAAUCUUUACAGCGGGAAAUCAAAAAGAACAGGACAGUUGCAGGAGCAGAGGCUAGCGUCACCAAGCCCUGUGAGGGGAAUGCCUGGCACGCCUGGCACGCCUGGGUCGCCCAGCCCAAUCACUCCUGGUCCGAAGAUGAAUAUUGAUGCGUCAUCAACAGGGACACCCCAGACAAAUGCCGGUGAUGACGAGGAGAAGACUCGAGAAGCAAAGGACAAGGAGCGGUGGGCAAGGUUGAGAAAGGUGAAGAGCUUGUUCGACACCAAAGGUUCAAGAAAGUUUCGGCGGGAGUUGGGUCGACCUGGCACCGGCCACUCCAACAAGUCCACGACGGGGACAUGA